AGUGCGCGAGCUGGCCGUCGUGGACGCCGCUCCGGGCAGCCAAGCCUCUGUGGCAGCCGGGGCCGCGGCGGCGCGGGUGCUCCGGGCCGAGGCCGCGUGUAAUGUUCAAGCUCAGCAAUGCCUUAUGUGGAUCGUCAGAAUCGCAUUUGUGGUUUUUUAGACAUUGAAGAAAAUGAAAACAGUGGGAAAUUUCUUCGAAGGUACUUCAUACUGGAUACCAGAGAAGAUAGUUUCGUGUGGUACAUGGAUAAUCCACAGAACCUACCUUCUGGAUCAUCACGUGUUGGAGCCAUUAAACUUACCUACAUUUCAAAGGUUAGCGAUGCUACUAAGCUAAGGCCAAAGGCGGAGUUCUGUUUUGUUAUGAAUGCAGGAAUGAGGAAGUACUUCCUACAAGCCAAUGAUCAGCAGGACCUGGUGGAAUGGGUAAAUGUGUUAAACAAAGCUAUAAAAAUUACAGUAAGUAUAUGUAUUUUUUUGAAAACUGUUCGAUGUCUGGAAUUAAAAGAAGAAGUAAAUGAAUGUGGUGAAAGAAUUGACAGAAAUAAUCUGAAACGGUCACAAAGCCAUCUUCCUUACUUUACUCCUAAACCACCUCAAGAUAGUGCAGUUAUCAAAGCUGGAUAUUGUGUAAAACAAGGAGCAGUGAUGAAAAACUGGAAGAGAAGAUAUUUUCAGUUGGAUGAAAACACAAUAGGCUACUUCAAAUCUGAACUGGAAAAGGAACCUCUUCGCGUAAUACCACUUAAAGAGGUUCAUAAAGUCCAGGAAUGUAAGCAAAGUGACAUAAUGAUGAGGGACAACCUCUUUGAAAUUGUAACAACAUCUCGAACUUUCUAUGUCCAGGCUGAUAGCCCUGAAGAGAUGCACAGUUGGAUUAAAGCAGUCUCUGGCGCCAUUGUAGCCCAGCGGGGGCCCGGCAGAUCCACAUCUUCUGAGCAUCCCCCCGGUCCUUCAGAAUCCAAACACGCUUUCCGUCCUGCCAACGCAGCCGCCACCACCUCACAUUCCACAGCCUCUCGCAGCAACUCUUUGGUCUCAGCCUUUACCAUGGAGAAGCGAGGAUUUUAUGAAUCUCUUGCCAAGGUCAAGCCAGGGAACUUCAAGGUCCAGACUGUCUCUCCAAGAGAACCAGCUUCCAAAGUGACUGAACAAGCUCUGUUAAAACCUCAAAGUAAAAAUGGCCCUCAGGAAAAAGAUUGUGACCUGGUAGACUUGGAUGACGCGAGCCUUCCGGUCAGUGACGUGUGAGGCAGAAGUGCACGGAGCCUGCCUGCCUCUGCUGUCCUCAGUUUCCUUUCAUGAGGCUUCUAGCCAAAGAUGGUAAAGGGGAAAACGGUUUUUAGUGCGUAUAUUAUACUGCCUCUUAGGUGUACUCUUUAUAAGCUGGUAAACCAAGAAUCUAGGGAGUGGCCAAACUAAAUAUAAUUUCUUUAAAAAAGAAAGAAAAAGGAAAAAUCCAAAAUAUCUCAGUACUAUCUGUCUGAAGCAUUGCGUGUUCUCAUUCGGGUGGUCACAAUGUAUGUGUAAUAUUUUUUUCCUAGUGAUUUUGACAGUUUAAAUGUUUAACAACUUAAAACAUUAAAAAUGCUUAUUAAUAACUUUGGUCAUUUAAAAAAUGCUACAAUGACUUCCUAUUAAAGGUUCAAUAUUUACACAUUCUUAUUGGUCAAUAUUACCACAUGAAAUAUUGCCAAACCAAGAUACCUAAACUCAUGAUGUUUGUGGUGCUGUAAAAUUUAUACAACAAUGUGGAUGAUUUUGAAAUUAUAACCAUUUUUGAUGCCCUGAAUCUUGAGGUGACUUAUUUUGCAUAGAGGAUAUUAUUAGACCAACAGUAAGGGUUGUGGGUUAUAUCAGCAUAGAAAAAAGAAGAAAACUAGAAUUCAAACAACUGUGUCUUAGACAUUUGUUUGAAAAAGCUUCAUCAGGCCUUGGAGCAGUCAGUGCUUUAUUCAGCAAAAAUUAUUUGGUAGGAAAUUUUUGGGAGAUCUGAUUUUCUUAUCAAAGUUUUGUAAAUAGUUCUUAUUUCUAUAUUUGGAUUGGUGAAAGACCUCAAGUUUAUAUGUAAAGACAUAACUGCCCUUAGUCAUGAAAUUGUUGUGACCUCUACUUUUUGUCACUAAUAGCCUAUAUUCAAGUGCCUGUGUUUUUUCAUCUUGUUUAGGAAUGUUUUGAGAUUAAUGUGCUUAAAAGUCCUACGUGACUGGUUUUAAACAUUGGGAUAAAAUUAAUUUUCAGUAGAAUAGUUUAAUGUGUUAAAUAAGAUAGCAUUUUAUGUUAGAGAUACCAGAAUGCUGGUAUUCUACUACCUGUGCAAUAUAUUUGUUUUAAAAAACAAAUUCGAGAAUACAUUUAAUCAUAGGGAUAUAGAUAAAAGCACCUCUCUAAAGAAUCUUUAGUUUCUGGUGUUGAAUUAUAGACCAGUUUGAGUAAGUACCGUUUGGUUUUUGUUUUGAGACGGACUCUCGCUCUGUUGCCCAGUCUGGAGUGCAACGGUGUGAUCUCAGCUCACUACAACCUCCGCCUCCUGGGUGCAAACAAUUCUCCUGCCUCAGCUUCCCGAGUAGCUAGGAUUACAAGUGCAUGCCAUCACACCUGGCUAAUUUUUGUAUUUUAGUAGAGAUGGGGUUUCACCGUGUUGGCCAGGCUGGUCUCGAACUCCUGACCUCAGGUGAUCCACCUGUCUCAGCCUCCCAAAGUGAUGGGAUUACAGACGUGAGCCACCGCACCCAACCCAUAAGUACCGUGUUUGAGGUUCAGUCUUAAACAUUUGCUUUAAGAAAACAGUCUUGAAUUUCACAUGCUGCUAUUUUUAUAUUUUGCCAUUUUACAGUACUGUUUUGUUUUGAAUUCAUACAUAUCACUGAAAAUUUCUCGUUUUCAUUUUCUUAGAUGACUUCUUGUCUGAGACAGAGAAAAAAUUUCCUACUACAGCAGUGGGGUCCAGAGGUUAAGAUAUAUUAGAAUUAUACAGUAUCGGUUUAAAAAUCUGUAUGCAUAAAGAAUGCACCACUCAACUUUUUUAUUCAUAAGCUAAUAUUUUUUUAAAGUUAUAUUAGGAUUUUUUCUCUUUUGCAGCUACAUUUGAAAGUGAUAGCGUAAAGAGAUUUUAAUAAGUUAUCACUUUUUCUGCUGAUAUAUUCAUUAUAAUGGCUUUUUUGAAAGUUCCUUUUUCAUGAACACACCCGAGAAAUCUUAAAUAUAGACACUUUGCAAUAUUUCUAAUGCUGUUUAAUUUUGGUACAGCUUCCACAUUGCAUGUUCAUUUUAGCACAUUUUGGUAUUUGCAAUUUGAUAUAUUUCAUGGUGGCAAAAUAUUAGCUCUAUUUUGGGACAUUUAAAAAUAGAACUAUCCUUGUUCAAUAGCAUAGGAAAAUGUUCUUGUGAUUGUCAGGGUCUCCUAAUAUUUAUCUCAAUUCUUUUAUAAGUCUAUGGAAACUAUUUAAUUAUUUUCAAACGUACACACUUUUCUUGUAAAUAUGUCACAUCUGAGUUCAAAAAAAAAAAUACUUUGAAUACCUUAAUAUUUGCUGCAUUUUUUUCCUGUAUAUAUAACAUGUCUUCUUUCAGAAUGGGAAUAUAUGUGUGCCUCCCAACAUUUACUGUUAAAGUCUGUUAUCUUUAUAUGUCAAACUGGUUGAACACUGUACUGACUUGAGAAUAAACUGCACAGAGUUUAUUCUGA
Cercocebus atys (sooty mangabey) is the source of this 3688-nucleotide messenger RNA. It is a transcript of the gene PLEKHA1, whose product is annotated as pleckstrin homology domain containing, family A (phosphoinositide binding specific) member 1. The transcript has 11 exons. Bases 118 to 1251 code for a protein of 377 amino acids. Lineage: Eukaryota; Metazoa; Chordata; Mammalia; Primates; Cercopithecidae. Gene Ontology annotation, molecular function: PDZ domain binding. The record is from RefSeq and is a predicted model, not a curated record. Gene Ontology annotation, cellular component: cytoplasm; membrane.